UAGUUGCCGAUAAAAGGAAAUCCGCGGUGGCUGUUGGCCGGUUGCGAGAUUGAAAAGUGCAAGUCGCGUUGUCGAAAAGUUGUCACUUCCGACGAAAAGUGCCGCGAUAAAAACGCGACGGACAGUCAGCGGAGCCCGGGAAGUCUCCGCGCGUCUGUUCUCACCCGCGAAACGUCGCCUGCUAACCACGCACGAGUGGCCUAACAGUGCGCUUGACCAACGCAGUGAGGCUACGUUUAGAGGCGGCCAUCUUGCAAUACCUAAUCAAAGAUCCACGGCUAGCGGGUAUCGUUGUCUGGUUUGUGACCAGUUAAUAUCAACACACAGUUCGUCAAAUGGCUUUAAAGCGAAUUAAUAAGGAACUUCAGGACCUUGGUAGAGAUCCACCAGCGCAAUGCUCGGCUGGGCCUGUAGGAGAUGAUUUAUUCCACUGGCAAGCAACUAUCAUGGGACCACCUGAUAGCCCGUAUCAAGGAGGAGUAUUUUUCCUAACAAUACACUUCCCCACAGAUUACCCAUUCAAACCACCUAAGGUGGCUUUCACGACUAGAAUUUAUCAUCCUAAUAUCAACAGUAAUGGAAGUAUUUGUUUGGACAUUUUGAGAUCGCAAUGGUCUCCUGCACUCACUAUAUCAAAGGUGUUACUGUCAAUAUGCUCUUUGCUGUGCGAUCCAAAUCCAGAUGACCCAUUGGUACCAGAGAUAGCCAGGAUAUACAAAACUGACAGGGAGAAGUACAAUGAAUUGGCACGUGAAUGGACGCGCAAGUAUGCCAUGUGAUGCGCCAACCUCCGUUGACCUCAACACCCAGACACCACCAAGAACAGCCCCAGCCUAUUGCCACUUAUGCAUCAGCACCGAUUGAAAUUAGCUAUGGCUCGUCUACUUUUAAACUUAAGCCAGUAUUCGGGCUCGAAGACUCCUCAGGCAAACGUGAUCGAUUUAAACUUCCCCCGGCUUGGGAAGCCCGCGAAUAUUAAGACGUUGCCACACUACGGCAAUCGAGGCAAUUUUGAAGGUGGUCACCCAGCAUUAUAUAUAUGAAUCAGACAACAAACAUGUCCGCUUUGAUUUUCGUAAAUAAAAAUAUGGAAGUAAAAUAUAGGAGAGUGAAAGUAGGAUUUGUAUUUGAACUUAAUAGGUUGAUUUCCAAUUAUUGCGCUUACGAUAAUUGUAACGUUAUGGUACCUACUUUCUCAGUGAAAUGAAAACCUUGAACUGACAGCACAUCGAUUGUUAGUCUUUAACGCAAGUGAGCAAUGUUUGCCCGUCCCUUGGAACGAUGUGGUCACUCUUUUGUAAGACUGGGCUAUAUAUAUAAAUACUACUGAAACUGUACGUGUAUGCUUUGUUCAAUCAUUAAAAUUCCUCACACCUGUCUAACAAAUUCUACGAGUAGCUCGAAAUCUGUGCUUUGGUUCCUGUGUGUGUGUGCGCGUAGUAAUUUAAUUGUGCAUAUCGUUGAUCGGCAAAUGACAACCGUGCGACUUUGAGUAAUCUCGGAAUUGUGCAAACACUAGAUGAAAAUCUCGUCUAAUUGUCUGACCUCCCCCCCCCCCCUCUACCCCCUGGUGUGUGUACCUGCAGUUCGUGGGUCCGUAGAAUGUACUAUGUGAUUUCGCCGGAGGCAAGCGAAUUUCUCUCGCUACACAAGUUCAUAAUCGUUUUGGCUGUCAGUUUGGCUUUAUGCUGAUGCGGGAAACGUAGUCGUUGGUGUCACUGUUUAUCGAUAAAUGAUAUAAGAGAGCGAUUAAGUUCUGACUAUUUAAAUUUAUACACGGACCGCGUUAGAAAUUAGACAAGUGUGUCGAAGGCACGAGGAGACCGCCAUGCGGAUUUCUAAAAUCCCGGCGCACUCGUCUCGCAUUAGUGCAUGAUUAUACGCUGCUAAGUUGUGCGUCGCGCUCUGCGAAUCAGGAUUUCGCCAGCCUGAUCGCUCGUCACGACGUUUUACUCGCAUCGAUUCUUUUACUACUGUUUUGCGUGCAGGUGUUUCUUUCAACGGCGAUUUUUAUUAUUAUUAUUAUUAUUAUUAUUAUUAUUAUUUAGUUUUCGCAACCAAGUGUUUCCUUUCAUCCACAAUAUAAUGCACUUGCGACAGGCACUCGUACAGGCGAUCGUAUUGCCCACUGUUGGACAAACGAUAGACUUAAAUAGAACCUGUUAUUUAAACAUUGCGAUUUCAAUAUUGUAUUUCUGAUAUAUUGUGGCUGUAAGGGUAAAAGGCAAUGUGAUUUCACAUUAUUUCGUAAAACUUAGCUAUAUAUAAAAUGAACAAAAUGUGUUGUUAAAUUGCGAAACGUCAUUCAGCGUUUAAUAGUUCGUUUAAGAUUAUACGAAACUACAUAAUUGCACUGUUUGAUGGUGCUAGCAGUGUUUUGGCUUCUAAUAAUAGAUAAAUAAAAUCUAAUACGUCAUAAAAAUAUGAUUACUUAAUUAGUACGUAAGAGAAACGAUUUUGUCUUGCGAAUCAUGUAAAGCGCGUUAGUGCGAAGUCUCGAUGUAAUCGGUGCUUAAAUAUGGCAUGUCGAUGGGGCGACUAAGGGAAUCUAGAGAAGACAAAUCGAUUAGUAUGUAAUGCGGCGAUCCGCUCUGUUUACGCCGACCUUGUCUCACGCAUACGAACGUGUAUCGCUGUAAUUUAAUUACGAGUGAACGCGUCGAAUCUGAUAUUUAAAGAAGUUAGCUCUCAAAAACUGAUCAUCGUUCACCUCUAGUAGAAGAUGACUUCAUGUGUAAUUAAUUAUUAUUACCGCAAUAAUGAACAUUUUUAAUAACUUAUCUUGUGUACAUUUUAGCAUUAGCCCUUUAUAUAAUAAAGUCCACGUGAUAAGAUA
Molecule: messenger RNA, 2836 nt
Organism: Harpegnathos saltator (Jerdon's jumping ant)
Lineage: Eukaryota; Metazoa; Arthropoda; Insecta; Hymenoptera; Formicidae
Gene: eff
Product: ubiquitin-conjugating enzyme E2 eff
Exons: 6
Coding region: 336-779 (147 amino acids)
Source: RefSeq, a predicted model, not a curated record